UAAUUGCAAGAAUAUAUUAUGCAAUUUUUAUUUAAAAUGUGUGUCUUAUUAAUUAUCCUCAAAUGUACAGCCAGUGAAUUUCAAUGUUUGUCUUCAAAUAAAAACAUCGAUAAAUGUCAAGAUUGGAAACAAAUGUCUGUACUUGUGGCUGACCUAGUGGGUCGAUCAAUUGUUGAUAAUAAAGUUGAAACAAAAUCUAAUAUGUUAACUCUGUUGAUUCGUGCAGCUUCAGGAGUUAUCGGAUAUGGCUCCAAUGCUCUAAAAACUAUUAUAGUAAAUGGAUUGGUGCUUCUGACACAAAUUGUUUUAACUGUUUCUGAUUAUGGAACAACCAACUAUAGAGCUACUACUGCUACUAGCCAAAAAAUCAAGAUUUUUCCCGAUGGCCGUCCAAUCGACUGGAUUAUGAAUAAUCCAUAUAUCAAAUCGAUGAUGGAUGAUGCAACAAAUGAAAUGUUACCAGAUCUGUUGAUCGAACAGUUGGCGUCUGGCUUGCCGUGUGUUCAAUUACUUCUUUGUCGCCUGUCACCAAUCAUACAUUAUAUGCAGCGUCAGGUAAAGGAGAGUAGACGCAGUUCGUCUCACAAAUGGCUUUCAUGGAAUGUGUCUGACUGGCAGCGAGUCAAAGGGAAUGCAAAGCAUUGCGUUGAAAAACAUAACGACUGUGUGAAAAUUAUUAAACUGAAUUCGUUUAGGUGAUGUGAAUCACAUAUUCACAAAUUAUAA
Messenger RNA from Rhopalosiphum maidis (corn leaf aphid), 726 nucleotides. RefSeq lists its product as uncharacterized. The coding region runs from base 19 to 699 and encodes 226 amino acids. The transcript is spliced from 3 exons. NCBI's taxonomy places the organism in Eukaryota, Metazoa, Arthropoda, Insecta, Hemiptera, Aphididae. The record is from RefSeq and is a predicted model, not a curated record.